This is a messenger RNA of Lichtheimia ornata, 1227 nucleotides long. RefSeq lists its product as uncharacterized. Gene Ontology annotation, biological process: 7-methylguanosine cap hypermethylation; 7-methylguanosine RNA capping. Gene Ontology annotation, cellular component: nucleus. The record is from RefSeq and is a predicted model, not a curated record. The coding region runs from base 1 to 1227 and encodes 408 amino acids. Lineage: Eukaryota; Fungi; Mucoromycota; Mucoromycetes; Mucorales; Lichtheimiaceae. The transcript is spliced from 6 exons. Gene Ontology annotation, molecular function: RNA cap trimethylguanosine synthase activity.
AUGGAACUGGUUCGUAAGGCCUGCAGCUUUAUCCUUGGCAUGUCUUCUUCCAAUGGCAGCGAACUUCAGCUUGAGUCUCCUUCCAGCGAUUCCACGUCUCCACCCAAUGACCAAGUUGUUGGUAUCAAUUCCGAGGAUAAGGCAACGUCAGACUCCUUGAUCGAUGACUCCCAACAACUGCCACCUGAUCAAACACCACAAACAACCGAUUUGCUUCAGGAUCAACUUGAACAGUCAACAGCUGAAUCAGCUCACGAGUCUAUGGAAGAGCCAAUGGUAUCACCAGUAUGUGAAGGCACCAAGUCUGAAAGCGAGUCUUCUAUUCAAGAUACAGAGGAGACAGUAACAAUAACGGAUAAUGAGCAACCACAUCCAGCAGACACCACAACCCAAGAAACAACAUGCGAUGAUUCAUCCGAUAAGCAAGCGAAGACCAAGAAAAGACAACAAUCCUCCCUUGAUGUGUACGCUGGAUAUUCACAACCGAGCAAGAAGCAACGAAAGAGAAAGCGCAAAGCACAACAAAAGGUCGUGGAUCAGGCAGCAAAAAGCUUCAAUGACGUCGUUGUACACUAUGACCAGAACAACAUCCCUCAAGACUUAUACAAAUAUUACAUGCAACGAUAUUCUUAUUUCUCAAAGUUUGAUCAAGGCAUAUUGAUGGAUCGAGAGGGCUGGUUCUCGGUGACACCUGAAGGGAUUGCGAGACAUAUUGCGCAACGAUGUCAAAGUGAUGUUGUCAUUGAUGCAUUCUGUGGAUGUGGAGGGAACGCUAUUCAAUUUGCGUUUACAUGCGAAAGAGUCAUCGCCAUUGAUAUUGAUCCUGUUAAGCUACACUGCGCACGACACAAUGCACGGAUCUACGGAGUUGAGGAUCGAAUUGAAUUCAUUCAAGGAAGCUUUUUCGAGCUUGCCCCUCGUCUCAAGGCAGAUGUUGUAUUCUUAUCACCGCCAUGGGGUGGUCCCUCUUACCUUGGAGCUGACAAGUUUGACCUUGUAUCCAUGAUACCAGGCAAUGGACAAACGAUCUUCGAUAUUGCACGCCAAAUCACACCCAACAUUGCCUAUUUUCUACCACGCAACACGGAUCCUCAGCAACUUGCUCGCUUGGCUGGCCCAGGAGGAGUAUGUGAAAUAGAAAAGAAUUAUCUCAAAGGUCGUUUCAAGGCAAUCACUGCAUACUAUGGAUAUUUGCAAAAUGAUAUUUCAACGUCCCAGUGUACAUAG